AUGGCUCACCAGUCCGAUCAUUUGGCCAAUGCUAACCAGACUGUAACCACCAAUACCUACGACUGGCUUCAAAGCCGCGAAAACGAGGAAAGAUUGAGCAGAUCAGCUCAAAAUUCAGCUGCUAUAAGACAUACCGUUGAAAGAUGGACAAGUUUUGUUCGGUAUGGUAACGAACUCGAGAAUGCUUCUAGACCGGCCAAUCAAGCUCGUUACGAAAUACAGUAUUCUGUGUUUGAACCGCUGUUUGGCUUUACCAAAUGGCCGGAACUCCCCGAUAGGAACGAGAUUAAAGAGUCAUUUCAACAACUGGUGCAAGAUUGCACAGAUGCUAUAGCCAACCACGACAUAGAACUGCAACUAAUAAAGACCGGAUCCAGUGGGUCGUACUUCGUGUAUUCGGUAGCGAGUCCUGAGACCCCCGUGGGCGUUUUUAAGCCUAAAGAUGAAGAACCGUACGGCCCACUGUCACCCAAAUGGAGCAAGUGGGCGCAUCGAACCUUCUUCCCCUGCUUUUUCGGUCGCAGCUGUUUGAUUCCAAACCUAGGUUACGUUUGUGAGUCGGCUGCCAGCGUAUUAGACGAACUAUUGGGUACCAGGUUGGUCCCCCACACCGAAAUUGUAUCGUUGAGGUCCAAAAACUUCUACGACAAGAAAAGAGCCUGGUUCUCAACACAGCCGCGUGUCAAGACCAAGACAGGGUCUUUUCAGCGGUUUGUAGAAGGUUAUGUUGGUGCUGGCGAGUUUCUGGAUAAACACCCCUUCCCUGGCGUAUACAAAGAUAAAGAUCAGCCGCCACAGCAGCAAGCUUCAGACCAGUUUCACUGGAAUCGACAAACUUUGUCCGCGUUCCGGAUCGAAAUCGAAAAGCUGAUUGUUCUGGACUAUAUUCUGCGCAACACAGAUCGUGGACUGGACAAUUGGAUGAUCAAGGUCACGCAAUCGCCGGACAAUUCGUGGGACGUCAAAUUGGCUGCAAUUGACAAUGCCCUGACUUUUCCCUGGAAACAUCCUGAUGAGUGGCGAUCCUUCCCAUACGGAUGGCUUUACCUUCCAGUAAAUAUCCUGGCGCAACCGUUUUCAGAAAGCACACGAAGACAUUUUCUCCCACUCUUGACGAGCACUACAUGGUGGGAACAAUGUUUUACGGAGCUAAGUGCACAAUUUGGCCGCGAUCAGGAGUUCAAAGAACGCAUGUGGAAAAAACAGUGGUGUGUUCUUAAAGGACAGGCUUUCAGCAUUGUCGAGACGCUCAAAACUCCGACGCAGGGUCCUUUGGAAUUAGUGCGCCGCACUCGUACUAUGGUGAUUGACGAUUUUAUGCAAGUUCCAUCAACCACCCUGCCAUUGAACAUUCUUCACCACGCAAUGGAAGAGCCUCUAUCGCUCUCUGCUUCUUCUCCCAUGGUUCUCUCGUCCGUACCGGAAGAACAUACAGCCUCUACCAAUCCAGCCGUGAGCGCGACAGGAAAAAAUAAUGCUGUCGAUGUGACGGAAGAGCUCACAUCGGCCUCAAAAGACUGCACCUACAAGAAAGUCGUCAUCGAGAGACUAAUGGUGGUUAACUCAAAACCGCCGGUCUUCACUUGGUGGUGA
This is a messenger RNA of Lachancea lanzarotensis, 1593 nucleotides long. RefSeq names its product LALA0S08e06964g1_1 (gene LSB6). The coding region runs from base 1 to 1593 and encodes 530 amino acids. Gene Ontology annotation, molecular function: 1-phosphatidylinositol 4-kinase activity. The record is from RefSeq and is a predicted model, not a curated record. NCBI's taxonomy places the organism in Eukaryota, Fungi, Ascomycota, Saccharomycetes, Saccharomycetales, Saccharomycetaceae. The transcript has a single exon. Gene Ontology annotation, biological process: phosphatidylinositol phosphate biosynthetic process; endosome organization; Golgi organization. Gene Ontology annotation, cellular component: fungal-type vacuole membrane; lysosomal membrane; endosome.